This is a messenger RNA of Colletotrichum scovillei, 2870 nucleotides long. RefSeq lists its product as uncharacterized. The record is from RefSeq and is a predicted model, not a curated record. NCBI's taxonomy places the organism in Eukaryota, Fungi, Ascomycota, Sordariomycetes, Glomerellales, Glomerellaceae. The transcript has a single exon. Bases 888 to 2615 code for a protein of 575 amino acids.
GUCCCAGAGUCAUGGAUCAAAAGUCAAAGGUUCCGUGGAGUUGAAGUGGUGGUUUUGUCCUUGGAUCCCUUGCCCGCCGCACGCGAGCACAUCAUCCACACCCCAUUUCACUCCGACCCUGCGCCAUUCACCCGCCUGGCGCCCCCUUCCAGACUCCAGCAGGUAGCCGUAGUGUACACUUGUGGCUCCUCCAAUCUGCUUUUUCCCUUGGGCUCUCUGUAUGUCUCUGUGUCUCCCCGGCUUGAGGUCGUUGUCUGAGAAUACCGCGCCUGUCCCGCCGUCCCGCCGAGUUCGCCCACUUCUUCGGGGUUACUCGUAACGGCGCGCGGUGUAAGGUACAUGACCGAAAUGGUAGGUAAUGUGUACUGAGGUACUUGGCCCGCACCCGCCCUUUUUAGUCGGUGACGCCUUAAUCAGUGACAGACCCAUUCACCGUCAUCCUGUACUUUCUGGCUGUGGCCCAGCAGGAGAGAUCCACCCCUCACACCCCCCUUAUCCUCUUCUUAUCAUCCAUCCCGCUUUCUUCCUUCCUUCCUUCCUGUCCGCUGUUGGUUCCAGUAGACUGCUGCCACAUAUAUCCUGUGUGUGGCCUGUAUUCGACCACUUCUUGACCUCUUUCCUAUUAUGAAUGCCUGAUCGACCUCGACCUUGAAAUCCUACUCUUCACCGACUUUAGGACGUUGUCAAACGACAAACGUACAACACUUGAACUAAACACGCUAUUAAUACGGGGCGCCGUUAUCGAGGCGUCACUGCGACACCGCGACUGGGGGGGCUUAUCGUGAUUGUUCGCCCAUCCUUUAUCGGACGAACACAACUCAACUACUUACAUACCUCUUCGGCUUGUGUUUGUGCCAGAUCGACGACUUGGUAACAACACAAACACUAUGGCUUUCCAUCAACCUACCCGGCGGCCUUCGCAGCAGCGUGCUGCCCGCCCCGUGCAAGAGGAGGAUCGCGACAUUCCUCAACUCCACGUUCAAGAUCCUACUGCUACCGAUGCCUCCCACUCGUGGGUACUCUUCGAACCGGCCGAUGACACGACGACAGCUUCUUCCUACCUCAGCGAAGAGGAAGAGUCACUUCCCACACCGGGUCGAUCAAGACUCAGUGACAUAGGUAGCCUCAACACGUUCCUACACUCGGCCCGCGACACAGAGUCCCGGCAGUCGGGUGUCCUCUCAAGUGCCAUCGAUGAAGAAUCAGUCGAGGACGAUGCUGAGCUUGACAGCCUCGACAGCCAUCUCCCUGAAUUCAGGACGAUCCCAAGCCUUUACACACAUUCUACUGGUGCUGCUGGGGCGCAAAGCGUCCCUGUGCUCCCCACACAUGAUGGCCUGGGCUCGUUCAGGCUAGACAACCCUGAGGUCCAGGAGCAGCUCUAUGCAUUUGAGAGAUUCAAUCCCAGACAUGUGCGAAGGCGCCGUGAGAGUCUUGAGCUAGCCCAGCUUGAGAUGGAAAUAGAGGAGGAGCAAGAGACGCACAAGAUGCAGAGGAUCGAAGCUUGGCGACUGGAGCAGAGUCGCAUCUUAUUAGAGGAAAUUAGUAGGGAGACCAGACGGCGGCGGCAGUCCAUGGUCUCAGUCAGACCAACUGUGACGACAGAAGAGAAGAAGGCCGAGGAUGUUGCAAGCUUGAGUGUCAUCGGAAAUGAAGACGAUGCUGACAGCAUGGACUGGCACUACGAGUCGACUGACACCCAGGACAAUGAGCGGGGCCUGCUCGCCAGGAUCACCCACAAGGUUCUCAACGACCUGGGCAUCGACGAGAGGUUACUCUCAAUCUUGCUCGGAGAACAACUACCGUCAGACGAUGACUUGUCAACAACUCCCAAGACAGGCGCAGAUUUAUCCAACACACCCACUCAACAGUCCAAUGACUCAUCUUGGCAGCUGCGGGCGUUGGAUCGUGUCGCAAAAGAGCUUGGCCUGAUGGUCAAUCAGCUUUCGCCGCAUAACCACCCUGGUGCCUUCUCGACUUACACUCGCAUGCAGCAAAUGCCUAUUCCUUACGCAGGUCUGCCGGCUAUACCAGAGUCGAGCGCUGAUACGGCAAUGGCUCCCGUAGCACGAGAAGCAUCGACCAAGAUGCCCGAAUUCCAGCCAACAAUGGUUCAACACGCGCGCCCCAUCAACAUCCCCGCUACCCGGCCCCAGUUGGAUCCUCCCGUGCCUUUGACUAGGGAUGAGUCAACCCCAUUGCCUGCUACUUUUACCCAGGAGGAAUGGGAGCAAGACUUGGACGUCAACCUCGUCUUCAGAUACUUGCGAUCCCGCUUCAGCUCGCGGUCGACGCCUUCAUCUACUUUCACAACCGGUACUUCCCAUCUUGCCACUUCAAGCACGCCAGAUGCAGCAGCUAAGGCCGCGCGGGUGCGCCAGCAUCACCCGCUCGUCUCCCGGGCCCGACAGGUAGAGCGGAGGACUUUCAAGGCGACGACACCAUCUAGCCCCGCCGCUAUGAGACACGCCUCCAGCUGUGCGAGUCAAAGUACGCGACGAUCGGCGAGACGGAGCAGCGUUUCAUCACGGCACUAUUGGGAUAUCGGAGGUUCUAUCGGAACGGGAUCAGUCAUCGCCUCGGUAGGCCCGAUGGGCAGUUGGGGCGAAGUCUAAGUAAACGAGAUCAUCAGCAACAGCCGGGCAGAGUCAUUCGUCCCAUUUCUACUCUCUGCGGCCGGCUGCUACCGGCCAUGAUCGGGCGUCUGUCUACAAUAGAUGUAUUACUAUUUGGGUCAGCGGGAGUUACUGAGAACUGUCGCUUGUUUGACGGAUAUUGGGCACAGCAUUAGCAUAUCACAUCAUGACGAGUAAGGGACUUAGAGUUACUAAGCAUCUACAGAUCAUAUAAACAUUAUUGAGUUUGCGUAA